This is a messenger RNA of Brassica rapa (field mustard), 756 nucleotides long. Its product is annotated as CRC domain-containing protein TSO1. Gene Ontology annotation, molecular function: DNA-binding transcription factor activity. Lineage: Eukaryota; Viridiplantae; Streptophyta; Magnoliopsida; Brassicales; Brassicaceae. The record is from RefSeq and is a predicted model, not a curated record.
AUGAAGACACUGUCUUGGCUACUCGUAAACAGAUUGAAUCCAGAAAUCCCCUUGCAUUUGGUCUUAAAGUCAUCAGAAUCUCAGACUCCAUCAUGGAGACCAGUGCAGGACGAUGCAAGUAAGACUCGAGCUUCUGCACGACACAAACGAGGCUGUAACUGCAACAAAUCAAACUGUCUCAAGAAAUACUGUGAAUGCUUCCAGAGUGGAGUUGGCUGUUCCAUAAACUGUAGAUGCGAAGGAUGUAAGAAUGCAUUCGGAAGAAAGGAUGCCUAUUUACAUGCUAUCAUGGAGAGCAAACUAGAGGAGGAUCACGAGACAUAUGAGAAAAGAACAGCAAACAUCCAAGAAAUCGAGCAGAACCCAAGUUCUGAUCAACCUCCGGCACCACAGCCACUGCACAGACAUUUGGUGGUUCAUCAGCCAUUUUUCUCUAAGAACAGACUGCCUCCGACACUGUAUUUUCUUGGGACGGAUUCUUUCUCUUUUAGAAAGCCAGAUGGUGAUUCAACGCAGUCGAGGAAUGAGAAGAAGCCUGUUGAAACUGUGACCGAAGAGAAAACAGAGAUUCUGCCUGAGAUUCUCAGCAAUACACCUAUAACUACCAUCAAAGCCAUCUCUCCCAACAGCCAGAGAGUCUCUCCUCCUCAGCUCGGCUCCUCGGAAUCAGGCUCAAUCCUAGUGAAGAGAAGUAAUGGCAGGAAGCUGAUACUACGGUCUAUUCCAGCUUUUCCUGCUCUUAACCAACAUCAGUGA